AUCAUGUGUUUGAAAAUUGCGCGUGCGCAGAACGAUAACCUACAAUAUCUCACAUAACCUCCAUGCGGCUUCAAGCUGAUUGAACGACAGGAAUGAUGUCAAGUUUAAUAAAUAAAUCAUUUCUGUUGUUACAUAGGUAUUCGAAACAGACAUUUAAGAACUUGCCACCUGAGAGUUUGCAAUGUUUCAAACAAUAUUAUCCACAAGUUCGAUAUAUAAGUAACCAUAGAAUUUUGUGUCAGAAUGAUCAAAUACACAAAUUGCCAAAAAAGAAAGAAGAAAUCUCACUUUUGAGAAAGUCACCCAUUACAUGGAGGAACUUGAUAAUUACAAGUUUGAUUGGAGGAAGUCUCAUAUUAUACUUGUAUUAUUUAGAAAAGCAAAAGGACGCACAAUUAGCCAAGGAAAGGAGGCGUGAGAUUGGAAAAGCAGCAAUUGGAGGAAAAUUUGAAUUAGUUGAUUCUAAAGGGAAAUUAGUGAAGUCUGAUGACUUCUUAGGGCAGUGGUUGCUAAUUUAUUUUGGAUUCACCCACUGCCCUGAUGUAUGCCCAGAUGAACUUGAAAAACUGUCUGCAAUUGUUGAUAAACUUGAAAAGGAAUAUAGUCUGAAAGCACAGCCUAUAUUCAUUUCUGUGGAUCCUGACCGAGAUAGUCCAGAAAUUGUAGGAAAAUAUAUCAAAGAAUUUUCUGAUAAAUUUAUUGGCCUUACGGGGACAAAAGAACAGGUCGCUAAUGUGUGCAAGGCCUAUAGGGUGUAUUACAGCAAUGGACCCAAGGAUCAAGACUCUGAUUACAUUGUUGACCACACAAUCAUAAUAUACUUAGUAGAUCCAGAUGGUUUAUUUGUAGACUAUUAUGGACAAACACAUACCGCUGAGCAAAUUAGUCAAAGUGUUUAUCUAAAUAAAACCAAAUUCGAUAUAGUGAAGAACGACUCUUGGCUUCCGUCGCUACCAUUUAAAAACACAUUGCAAGCAACGUGAAUUAUUUAUAUUGUAUGCAUUUCUAUAUAGAAAAACAAUCUUUUAAUAUAUAUUUGGUGGAUUAUUAAAGAAAACUUGUCAUGUUGAAUGGAA
Messenger RNA from Hylaeus volcanicus, 1076 nucleotides. It is a transcript of the gene Scox, whose product is annotated as protein SCO1 homolog, mitochondrial. The record is from RefSeq and is a predicted model, not a curated record. The transcript has 4 exons. Lineage: Eukaryota; Metazoa; Arthropoda; Insecta; Hymenoptera; Colletidae. Gene Ontology annotation, biological process: mitochondrial respiratory chain complex IV assembly. Bases 93 to 983 code for a protein of 296 amino acids.